AACUUGGUUACUAUUACUCUUUCAUUGUUUGAGUGUUCUUGUAUUUGUCCUAAUUAGUGAAAAUCCUUUGAUUAUAAUCCUGUCGUACUUGAUUGAAUAUUAUCCUUUCCACCAAUAUCUUUAGUGCUUGAAGUCUAUUUCCUUCAAUUCAUUUGUAAUUGUUGAAAUGUGUGAACCAUCUUAUCAUCUAUAACUUUGAACUGUCGAAGGGGAGGUGCAUAUUGCCUUAAAAAGAUGUUUUGUCUCAUCUAAAAUCUUAAAAUAAAAAGGUAACACUUUUGUUUAAAGUUUAAACAGUACUACAGUAGUGAAUGCAAUAUGUCUAUAACUACUGUUGGUGUCUGCUUACUUUGAGCAUGUUUGAAUCCUUAUAAGGAGUGCUUCUUGUAGACUUCUGCUCUCUCAUUCCUGUUACAGUGGUUUUACCUGAUUUAAUUAUCAUUCCCUCACUGCUUAUGAAAAUCUUGUUCAUCAUCAUCAAGUAGGUGGUUGUCUGGAAUGUUUUGUUUCACGGAUAAGGAAAUCUUGCUGUGAUCUUUAAGAGUGUUGUUUGACAACUUUAGAGGACCAAACUAAUGUCUGGAUUCAGACGUGUAUAAAGUGGAACCAAUGUCUUAUAUUAGGCUGUGGCACGUAACUUAGAGAGAGAGAGAGAGAGAGAGUUAUUAAUUUGAAGGGAUUGUAGAACAUGAUGAAUGUUGCUUGGAAGUCUACAGAUCUUCAUAUAUUAAAUUCAGGAAAGUAUAGUUUCAAAUUUUUCAUUGGAAGCAGGGAUAAUUUUGUUAUUCAAAGGCUCUUGGUAUUUGGGUUCCUGCAGUUUUGUGGGUCUCCCAAGGCAUUGUCUACUAAGCUAUUGCCAUUGAAGCUGGUUAAAUUGUUAGCAGAAUGUCACCAUGAUGAGACAAGGGAGAAGCUCAGUAGUGGACCGCUGUUUCUUCAAUGAUCUUUGUCCACUUUGUCGGUGCAUCAAGUUGUAUGGUACAGAAGGAGAAGUGGAGUUCUCCUUCUCAAGUACGAACAGUUUCCUGCUGUGUUUCGUGUACCUUUUCUGUUUAAAAAAAUGUGUUUUAUAUGUGGUCUUAUUGACCAUAUACUAGAAGCUGCACAUUGAAGGAUGAUCCUCGACCUACUUGAUGCAAAAGGAUCUUGCUUUGUGGGGCUUGGUUCAGUGUCUUGAUAAAUUUAGAUUGGAGGUGUUGUGCUGCCAUUGUUGGAGAUGUAUUUCUGGCUUAUGCUUUGGUUUGAAGCAUAUGUAGGAAGUUUUGAUGGGCCUAAAGAGGUCAUGAAAGGAAACUCAGCUGCAAAUCUUGGGACGAUGCAACCCUGAAUCUACAUACUCGUCGCCUGGGUCCUGUCAUCUCGUUGCUUCAAUCUAGAGAUCUUGCAAGCAGUAUAAGAUCAGAACCAUAAACUUCUCCGAUGGCCGGCGCCGGCGACGAUUCUCAUCUGCAGAACGACGUCGUUUCAGUCCACUGUAUAAACGACAGUCUCGGCGACGAUGAGCUUCGGGCCGUACUGUCGAGACUUGGAGACGACAAAGACAAGGAAGUUUUCGGGCUGGUAUGUAAGCGGUGGCUUCGUAUUCAAAGUACUGAAAGGAAGAAGCUUUGUGCUCGGGCCGGGCCUCACAUGCUCAGAAGAAUCGCGUCCCGAUUCACUCGAUUACAUGAGCUUGAUCUAUCUCAAUCGGUUUCUAGAUCUUUCUAUCCUGGUGUUACUGAUUCUGAUCUUUCAGUUAUUGCUACUGCUUUCUCUUGCUUGCGAAUUCUCAAUCUGCAGAACUGUAAAGGCAUAACAGACAAAGGAUUGGCUGCUAUUGGAUCAAGUCUGUCUUCUUUACAGUCCUUAGAUGUAUCCUACUGCAGAAAGAUCACUGACAAGGGGCUUUCAGCUGUUGCUGAGGGGUGUCAUGACUUGAGAAUAUUGCAUCUUUCUGGCUGUAGAUUUGUCUCAGAUUCAUUAAUGAAAGCUCUCUCCGAGAAUUGCCAUAAUGUGGAAGAGAUAGGUUUGCAAGGAUGCACCAACAUUACCAACUCAGGUCUCUCUGUUAUGGUUGAAGGUUGCCGGAGGAUAAAGCAUUUGGACAUUAACAAAUGCAUCAAUAUUGGUGAUAUUGGGAUAUCUAGUGUGUCUGAAGCUUGUUCAUUGACACUCAUGACAUUGAAGUUGUUGGAUUGCUAUAAAGUUGGUGAUGACUCUAUCUUAUCCUUGGCCAACCACUGCAAAAAUCUUGAGACACUCGUUAUUGGUGGUUGCCGUAACAUAUCAGAUGAGUCCAUGAAGUCACUGGCAGCUUCUUGUAGUAAUAGUCUGAGGAAACUGAGGAUGGAUUGGUGCUUGAAUAUUACAGACUCUUCAUUGGACUGCAUCCUUUCCAAAUGCAGAGAGCUUGAGGUUCUCGACAUUGGCUGCUGUGAGGAGUUAACUGAUGCUGCAUUUCAACAAUUAGGAAGUGACAACUUUAUGUUGGGGAUGAAGAUUUUGAAGGUCAGUAACUGUCCAAAGAUCACUGUUGAAGGAAUUAAGAAGCUUAUGAAGUCAUGCAAAUUUCUUGAAUAUCUAGACGUACGAUCUUGUCCCCUUAUCACUAAAGCAGGGUGUGAGGAGGCUGGAAUUCAGUUUCCUGAAUCCUGCAAAAUAAACUUCACUGGAAGCUUAGCAGAGCCAGAUGUGUUACUUUGAGCAGUACUUGUUUUAGCAAUGUCUUUGAAGGCCUGAUGGGGAUCAUACAGUGUAAUUAUCACCUUCUUUGCCUAAGACCUAAAAUAUGACUUUGGAAGCUCCUGAUGUCAGUCCCUUGUUCCCAUUAAUUUGCCUUUUGUUAAGCAUCAAGUUUUUCUGUUGUAGAUUAUUCCCUGCUUUUCAGUCAUUUGAUAUCAAACUCCUGUAUAUCAUCCUUGUAAACUACUAGUUAGCCCCAAUGUUUGCUGUAGGUGUUUUCAGAUUGUGAAUGAAAUGAAUCCAUUGCUGCUAGUUUGAAUGUGAA
Solanum lycopersicum (tomato) is the source of this 2986-nucleotide messenger RNA. RefSeq lists its product as uncharacterized. Gene Ontology annotation, biological process: SCF-dependent proteasomal ubiquitin-dependent protein catabolic process. NCBI's taxonomy places the organism in Eukaryota, Viridiplantae, Streptophyta, Magnoliopsida, Solanales, Solanaceae. The record is from RefSeq and is a predicted model, not a curated record. Gene Ontology annotation, molecular function: protein binding. Gene Ontology annotation, cellular component: SCF ubiquitin ligase complex.